GCUCUUUAUACUCACUAAGAUCAUGUUUUCUGCAAUCACAAAAAGAGGCUUGGCCAGACACAUGGCCCGGUCCGCUCUGUAUCUACGUCCAUGUACAAGAGGAUUGGCCACGGUUUCUGUUGCUCCUCCCGAAGGACUGUCCAUAUCCUUGAAGUCCGCCACUAGAGAUGACUCUAAGUUCGGCAAAAGACCGAUCUACUUAGACGUCCAGGCCACAACGCAAACAGACCCACGUGUCUUGGAUAAAAUGUUACAGUUUUAUACUGGGCUCUACGGAAACCCACACUCGUCCACCCAUUCGUAUGGAUGGGAGACAGAGAAAGAGGUGGAGUUGGCCCGUGCGCACAUUGCUGACGUAAUCAAGGCCGACCCUAAGGAAAUCAUCUUGACCUCAGGUGCCACCGAAUCAAACAACAUGGCCAUCAAGGGAGUGCCUCGCUUCUAUAAAAAGACAAAAAAACACAUCAUCACCACCCAGACGGAACAUAAGUGUGUGUUGGACUCCGCCAGGCACAUGCAGGACGAGGGCUUCGAGGUCACUUACUUGCCCGUCAACUCUGAAGGGUUGAUUAGCUUGGACGAUUUGCAGAACGCCAUAAGAAAAGAUACCGUGUUGGUAUCGGUGAUGGCAGUCAACAAUGAGAUCGGAGUCAUUCAGCCGCUCAAGGAAAUCGGCGCCAUCUGCAGGAAAAACAAGAUCUUCUUUCACACGGAUGCCGCCCAGGCAUACGGCAAGGUGCCCCUUGAUGUCAAUGAAAUGAACAUCGACUUAAUGUCGAUCAGCUCGCAUAAGGUGUACGGGCCAAAGGGCAUUGGUGCAUGCUUUGUGAGAAGAAGACCAAGAGUCAGAUUGGACCCCAUCAUCACCGGUGGUGGCCAAGAGAGAGGUUUGAGAUCAGGCACAUUGGCCCCACCUUUGGUGGCCGGAUUUGGUGAGGCUGCCAGACUCAUGAAAACUGAGGCGACCUACGACCAAGCGCAUAUCAAAAGACUCUCGGAGAAAUUGAAGAAAGGUUUAUUGGCAAUUCCCGAAACGCAGUUCAACGGUGUGUUGUCUGAUGAUUCAAAGCAAUACGCAGGCUGCGUAAACAUCUCGUUUGCUUACAUUGAGGGAGAAUCCUUGUUGAUGGCAUUGAAGGACAUUGCCUUGUCCUCCGGCUCAGCGUGCACAUCUGCUUCUUUGGAGCCUUCGUACGUAUUGCACGCGUUGGGCGCUGACGAUGCCUUGGCCCACUCGUCUAUUCGUUUCGGAAUUGGCAGGUUCACUACAGAGGCUGAAAUUGAUUACGUGAUCCGCGCUAUACAAGAGCGUGUGGAUUUCUUGAGGAAGAUGUCUCCAUUGUGGGAGAUGGUGCAGGAAGGAAUCGAUUUGGAUAGCAUUGAGUGGAGUGGUCACUAGAACAUCCAUGAAGCGGUUAGCUUUGUUAUGUUCAUCCUAAUCCCCGCACACUUUUGCGAGUUAGGCUUAUGUAUGAUGAUAUUUGUCGUUAUUUAUUGUUCAUUGCGCGGCCCAAGCACCUGCAACUCAGAAGAGUUCGAAUGGUGAAAUGUGCACCAUAAGUACGGGAAGAGGUUUAGGUUUCUUUCAUUCUUGGUGCAAUUGAUUUUUUCGGCUUCUUCGUUCAUUGUUGUUUUUGUUGUAAUUCUCCAUAAAUGACCUCUGAAGAGUGAAAGCUACCAUCCGUACCCCGGCCUUUAAUUAGUUCAAACCGGUCAUCCGGCUCGCAGUGAGAGAAGCCCCGGACGCGCGCCCGCUGUGCCGACCGGCCCGGUUCCGGGAAUGCCUUUUUUUCCACUGAUCGCUAUAUAGUCAGACCAUCGGUUCUGGUCCCUGGCUCGCCCCUCAACCAAUACUACAAAGUCAC
This is a messenger RNA of Metschnikowia bicuspidata var. bicuspidata NRRL YB-4993, 1865 nucleotides long. RefSeq names its product Spl1p (gene SPL1). Gene Ontology annotation, biological process: [2Fe-2S] cluster assembly. Gene Ontology annotation, cellular component: nucleus; cytosol; mitochondrion. The coding region runs from base 62 to 1399 and encodes 445 amino acids. Gene Ontology annotation, molecular function: pyridoxal phosphate binding; cysteine desulfurase activity. Lineage: Eukaryota; Fungi; Ascomycota; Pichiomycetes; Serinales; Metschnikowiaceae. The transcript has a single exon. The record is from RefSeq and is a predicted model, not a curated record.